AUGGCCCCCGCUAGGAAGGAACCGGCUCCAAAACCCAGCCCAGCUGCGAACAUGCAGAGUGCAUCCAGCGGAGAAGUCUCGGCUAACGCUACCGAAAGUGAGCCAGAAUCUUAUCCAGAGCCCCAGAAGCCCUUCAGAAUGUCAGAUCUCGACCUAGAUGUCUCCUACGUUGGAGUAUUUGAGUUAUCCCCUCACGAACCGCGACCACGAUGGCCGGAAAUUUGGCAUGAAAGUGGGACACCAUACCCUCGAGGUUGGUCAGCAACUGAUCUAAACCAAGAUCUGAGCAAGCAUGAAGCCCGGAUCGAGCGAUAUCGCAAGCAAAUGGUGGAGAACAACAUGCCGGAACAUGCUCGGGAAAAACUUGCACAUUAUGAAAAGCAGCUUGCGGACAAGAUGGAACUGAAGGCAAGAUACCCUGGUCUCAAGUGGCAAACUCUUCUACAAAUUGAAGAACUUGAGCGAGCUAAACAACGCUUUGCUUUGGAAAGAGAUCGCGGGAAUAUAGUUCCUAGUUUGGAAGCCAUCAUUACAGCCUAUGAGAGCCGCCAGUUGGACGUUUACCCGGAUGAGAGGUUGGUGACCUACUGGCACAAGGGCAAGCAGAUCAGCCAGCCACGACCCUUCAACUGGGAAGAAUAUCAUAUCAUUGCUGCUGGGUGUGAAGGUAGAGUCAUGUCUGUCUGGGUGGAACCGAUUGGCGUCCCGCAACAGAGAACAAACAAUAUCUAUACCGUGCUGAACGUACCCAGAGCAUCUAACCUUGACCAAGGUUGA
Messenger RNA from Penicillium cataractarum, 777 nucleotides. RefSeq lists its product as uncharacterized. The transcript is spliced from 3 exons. Lineage: Eukaryota; Fungi; Ascomycota; Eurotiomycetes; Eurotiales; Aspergillaceae. The record is from RefSeq and is a predicted model, not a curated record. Bases 1 to 777 code for a protein of 258 amino acids.